UUGAGUUUUUUUCAAAAAUAUUUGACUUCGACGUGAUGCCUAGAAGAUAUUAAUUAUGCUGUGAUGCGUUUGUUGUUUAUUUACCUAAAAAUUCAUAUACAGAGUGUUCAGUAAGUCAUUGUUUGUAACAAUGAGAAGAAUAGAAACCCGUUUCCUGACUUACUGAACACCCUGUAUAAUUACUGAACGGGUCAUAGAUUAUUGUAAAAUAACAUUAAACAUGUGAGAGGGUGAAGUAUUGGCUAUGCACAGGUAUAGAUCAUUAAGUACAGUUUUUAAUAUAAAUACCAUAUCUCACCACCUCGAUAUGAAUCAUUUGUUUACUUGUAACACUUUAUGCUGAACAAGUACGCAUGUAAACUGACAUUCAAUCAAUUAAACUGUAUAUUUAAUCACAAACAAAAAAAAAAAAAAAAAAAUGAGUACGAUAAAAAAUUUGUACGAGAAAUGUAUUAAGGAUUUCAAUGUCACAAGAGAUUACAAUUUUAAAUAUUGUAAUUGUGAAACCAAUAAAUGUUAUCAACAUAGGGUAUUAUUAAGAGAUGCCUACCAUACACGCCGAUAUAUCGACAUUUGGGCCGAUGUAGUGAUCAGUUAUUUCGUUAAUAAUGCUGAAUAUGAAAAAUAUGAUGUGAUUAUUAAUGAAUUAAUUGAACGCUCAUCGGUCGAUCUGGAGAUUUAUUUGCGUGAAUUGUAUGAAAGAUUAUUUAUCACGAAAUCUGAUUAUGGGCAUCAACGUUGGCUUAACGUGAUUGAUAUUUCAAAGCAGAACGGUACAAUUACAUUCCCGUCUUUUGACUUACGUAUUGAGAUUGAAGCAUCAACCACGUUCCCCGCUAAUACGGCUGUAUAUGCUCUAAUAAUUUCAUACAAUGUAUUUACUUAUACACCUUUUGACGGAACUGUCCGUAUAUUUUAACAUUUUUUACAUAAACAUGUAAACAUUUAUUAUUA
This is a messenger RNA of Daktulosphaira vitifoliae (grape phylloxera), 954 nucleotides long. RefSeq lists its product as uncharacterized. NCBI's taxonomy places the organism in Eukaryota, Metazoa, Arthropoda, Insecta, Hemiptera, Phylloxeridae. The record is from RefSeq and is a predicted model, not a curated record. Bases 419 to 919 code for a protein of 166 amino acids. The transcript has 3 exons.